AUACUAGUUCUGGCGUCAAAAUUGAAGAAGAAGAAAAGAUAGGCAUAAGCUUCUCAGAGCUUGACUUAAAAGAUCUUCCAAGCUUCCGGAAACGCUCAAAUUUGAACAAUACUAAAGAUUUGAAGAAAAAACAGAAAAACUUAGCGAAUGAUCAAAAGCAUUCAUCCACACUUGAGUCUAAAGAUGUAAAUCGAGAAGAGAUUGUUCCAUCGAGUUCUGUACAGUCGAAAAAACCGAUAAUUAAGAAAUCGUCAAAAUCGGGCGACAAUGAAUCAGAUGGUUACGGUACUCAAGACACAGAUGAAAGAUCGUACGAAGGCAUUUCUCGAAAAAAUUUCAAACAGAGUACAAAACCUAGUAAACCUGAUUGGGAAUAUUCAUCAUCUGAAUCGUCGUUAGAAGAUACGAAGAAGAAAUCACCUUUUAAAGUACAUUAUAAAUCCAAUACUUUGAGUACAUCUGAAACAACAAAAAAAAUCAAAAGUAGUAGUCACUCAAUUACUAAUUCCACUCUUAAACAUCGUGAAUUAAAAAAUCGAAUAUUUGUUGCUACACCUUCGGGAUCGAGUACGAAACUUAAGCCCAGUCGCAGGUCAAAAAACAAUUUUAUAGUAAAUUCACAAAGUUUAAAAUCUAAAAGCAUAUUAGCAUCUAGUUCAAAAACACCUAAUACACAAGAAACAAAACCUUUCAGAAAUAAUUAUACAGACGAUACAACUAGUGACAGUGCAAAACAAACAAGUGGAUCAAAUUCAAACAGCGAGGGGCAAGAAGACUAUGAUUCAUUCCUUAAUUCAGAAUGGGUUGAGAGACCGUACCUUAAUCCCGAAGAUGGUAUUACGGAUGCAUUUGAUUUAGAUAUGAUCAAACUUUAUCUCACUCUACAACAGAAUAAUCAAUUAGAUAGUGAUGGUGAACCAAUAGAUUGGGUAGAAAAAGAGGAAUAUACUGUCCGAGUGGGCGAUUAUUCAACCGACCCAGGACCUCACAAGACAGGAUGUGCUAGGACUGAAGGGUAUUACAAAAUACCACCAGAAGAAAAACGAAAAUAUGUUACAUAUGGUAUCGCAGGUACACCAUAUGCAACUGCCACAGCUCCGGCACCUAGUCCGCGAGAAUCAAGAGCCAAACGACGAGAAUUACAUGCACGUAUGGCCACAGCGUCGGAAGAUUAUCUUCAAUUCAAUCCAUUGAAAUCACGAGAAAGAGAACUUACAAUAGCUAAAUCUUCAAUACAUCAUUAUGGACUAUUCACAUUGGAAAAAAUAAAGUGUGGAGAAUUUGUAAUUGAAUAUACAGGAGAAUUAAUUAGACAGGCAGUUGCAGAUUUAAGAGAAAGGAAAUAUAAGGCAGAAGGGAUUGACGGAAGUUAUAUGUUUAGAGUUGGCGAUGAUACUAUAAUUGACGCCACUAGAAUGGGAAAUAAUGCUAGACUAAUAAAUCAUUCUUGCGAGCCGAAUUGUAAUGCUAGAAUUCUUAAUGUCAAAGGACAUAAAAAAAUAGCAAUAUACGCAAAAAGGAACAUACAAAAAAAUGAAGAGAUUACUUAUGAUUAUAAGCAUCUAAAUGCAGAGGAUUUUUAA
This is a messenger RNA of Scutellospora calospora, 1583 nucleotides long. Lineage: Eukaryota; Fungi; Glomeromycota; Glomeromycetes; Diversisporales; Gigasporaceae. The record is from the annotation of a GenBank genome assembly.